This is a messenger RNA of Dacryopinax primogenitus, 2907 nucleotides long. RefSeq names its product zf-DHHC-domain-containing protein. Lineage: Eukaryota; Fungi; Basidiomycota; Dacrymycetes; Dacrymycetales; Dacrymycetaceae. Gene Ontology annotation, molecular function: protein-cysteine S-palmitoyltransferase activity. Gene Ontology annotation, biological process: protein targeting to membrane; peptidyl-L-cysteine S-palmitoylation. The transcript has 8 exons. Gene Ontology annotation, cellular component: endoplasmic reticulum; Golgi apparatus. The record is from RefSeq and is a predicted model, not a curated record. Bases 832 to 2661 code for a protein of 609 amino acids.
CGACAUCCAACCGCGUUCCCCUCCUCGACGUCGACCUUCAGCGGCACCCAUUACGACGUCUUCAAUUAUCUGUAUAUCCUUUUAGGAGCUCUUAUAUUCAGGCAUCGGAUUCUUACUUCACAAAAUAACUGUCGGUCCCGGCGACGCUAAGAAGCGAAGGCUAUUAUUGUCCCACUAGUUGUCGUCAAUCUCGCUCACUCUCACCGACCCGUAAUCUGUUCUAUUUUCUCUUGCUCUGGAUCACCGCCGCAUUCUAUGAUCCAGACCAUCAUCAAGACUGCUACUCACACUCGUUCAUUCCCAAUAUUACGCGACUGAGCUCAAGUUACCGCAACAGGGACCUUGGUCUUUCCAUAUUAGUCUCGUCUCGAAAUGGCAGCUGCAAGCGCCCCUUCCUUGCCUUCCUCUUCUAACCCUAAUUCAUACGUCGUCCGCGUUGACGCCUCGAGGUCCGAUGAGCCAACCACAUCACCCACAGACGACGCGACGGCUGUAUUCUACGGUAACCGAUCAGAGUCGCCAUUUCGACGGCCUCGGAACAUGUCGAACACGAGUCGUGGUACCGGUCCCUCUGGGGACGUAACCGAGCGUGCGGCGUCAAUACGUUCUGCCACGCGCACGAAUGCUGGCUCUUCAACGGACAAGUUACUCUCUCGUCAGCCUUCCCAACAAUAUGGUUAUCCACGUCCUGUCAUUCCUGGUACUGUCGGCCCAGUCCCAGCGACAUCGGUGCAUUCUCUUGCACAAAGCAUCCAGCCGCAAUCAUCAAGAUCCCAUGUCCCCCACAUUCAUCCCCAUCCUUCCUUCGUCAACGCACAGCGUACUUCUAACAUGUCGAGCACGAGUCGCAAAGUGAUCGACCCUACCUUCCUGUAUCGGCCGCCAUCUAUCACCGUGUCCCGAUCCGAUAGACCGAUACCCAUGAGCACUCUCGGACGCCAUCCUUCAGGACGAUCUGCUCAUUCGUCUCGGUCAGGAGCAAGCGGGUUGCAUUCCUCGAGGAGAAGGGAGAGAGCGUAUGAGAAUAAUCUCCCAGGUUACCAGUCCGAUGGCUACCUAUCGGAUGGCCCACGUUCAGGCUAUGGUUCGGACGGACCUCGAUCUGGUUAUGGCUCAGAUGGACCAAGAUCUGGGUAUGGUUCGGACGGGCCGCGGGGUUACGUCUCAGAUACGGGACGAAUCAAGCGGAUGCUGCCUAUUGGCCCGGAUCGAUCUAUGGCAGUUCAUCAUCCAAGCCUGAGUCGAAGGCACGAACCAGACCUACCCUUAGCUGGAGACAGGCGGAGCUGGGACAAUCGUUGGGCCGAGCACGUGGAGACAAUGGCAAUUGGGCGAGGCGCUGGAGAAAGGAGACGUAGUACACGGUUGACGGACACGGAGGAAGAGAAGAACAUCGGAUUUGGCAUGAUCGUUCCGGAAGACGUUACCCCACCGGAUGAACCCAGCUCUCCUCAAGAACCUGCCCGAUCUCAAUACGGCUCUGAACGUCGAUACGGCGGGUCUGUUCGAGACUCACCUAACGUGCGCACCAUCGAGUCUCUUCAGGACGAAGAGAUGACCACUCAAUCUGGCCAGACAUCCGCCAAACGCCCACACUUCGCCCCGCUCCCUCCGCCUGCUUCCAAAUCACAGAAGGUCACAUUUUCAUAUGGCGAUACGGGCGAUAAGACGCACAUACCACUGGCUCACAAAGCAACUGGUCCCCGGAAUUAUGAGGGUUACCCAUCGAGAAAUUCGUUCUAUUUCAGGGGACACAUUCUAACAGGCGGUGACAACCCUUGGCCAUUCAUUGCCAGCCUCAAUCUUUGCCUUGUCGUAGCAGGGAUCUGGCUAGCCGGAGUGGGCCGAAAUUGUGGAUCUGUGUGGGGCAAUCGUGGCUGGGCCAUCCUCGCUGUAGGAUGCUAUGGUAUCGCCCUCGUCCUGACGAGCAUGCUAGUGACAGCAUUUCGCGAUCCGGGCAUCGUGCCUCGGGACCUAGAUCCAGAUCCCCCGUACUCUACAUCUUCUGUAGUGGAUGGAGAAGAACCUAUACCCCUGCCCCGGGAUCUUCGAGCCCGUAGCGGAAUUGUACGGGUAAAAUAUUGUAGCACUUGUAAGACGUACCGCCCUCCGCGGGCGAGCCACUGCAAAGUGUGUGACAACUGUGUUGAUGGAAUUGACCAUCAUUGUACAUACCUGCACAACUGCGUUGGGAGACGCAACUACACUACAUUUAUGACCUUCUUAAUGUCCGCAGUUCUCACACUAUGCUAUGUCAUUGUCACCUCUGCUCUGGAGCUCUACAGCCUGUCAUUUACAUACGAUGGCUUCGCCAGCGCGCUGCGGGCUGAACCUUUAGCGGGAGUGAGCUUUGCUCUUGGCAUCAUUGUCAUAUGGCCCAUGAGUGCCUUACUAGCAUAUCACAUUCGGCUGCAAGUAUUGAAUAUCACCACAGUGGAGCAGGUCCGUGCCCAAGCGCAUCGAAGCAUGAUCCCCGGUCCUGCCCCACCCAACGCGUUCAAUCUUGGCCAUUGGUAUAUGAACGUCGGAACCGUCUUGUGUCGUCCUGGUGGAUUUAGCUGGAUCGAGCCAUGGGAGAGGAAGACGGAGGAUAUGCGGCAGGUUAACCCUGGAUGGCGACAGGACGAAUUUGAUGAGCGACAAUGGGGUAUGACGAGGUGAAUUUAGUGGAUAUUGCUGCUUCUACUUCCAUACAUUCUGGCGAUUUGGACUAGGCGUUUCAGCAAUAACUCAAAUGUCCGCGCCAUCAGGCAAGGUGCUUUGCUCAUCGAUAUCUGAUUGGCUACAUCGGCUUCCCCCGAUGAUCAGGGCCCCGUCUAAAAGAUGAAAGGCGUUUUGGCUCAUAUUGUAUCCCCAAAAGAGGAAAACCCGGACCAUGUGGAGGCUGUUACCCCUGGAUUCCUGAUG